Neoarius graeffei (lesser salmon catfish) is the source of this 2182-nucleotide messenger RNA. It is a transcript of the gene gna14a, whose product is annotated as guanine nucleotide binding protein (G protein), alpha 14a. Bases 302 to 1366 code for a protein of 354 amino acids. Gene Ontology annotation, molecular function: G-protein beta/gamma-subunit complex binding; GTPase activator activity; G protein-coupled receptor binding. Gene Ontology annotation, cellular component: heterotrimeric G-protein complex. The transcript has 7 exons. Gene Ontology annotation, biological process: adenylate cyclase-modulating G protein-coupled receptor signaling pathway; phospholipase C-activating dopamine receptor signaling pathway; action potential. NCBI's taxonomy places the organism in Eukaryota, Metazoa, Chordata, Actinopteri, Siluriformes, Ariidae. The record is from RefSeq and is a predicted model, not a curated record.
UCUUUUGGACACAGGGACACGGAGACAAGCUGAGGACUAAGUAUAGGAUGCUAGAAGGAAAAAACAACAACGAAAAACUGACGCGAAUGACGAAACUUUAUGAUAUUUAGACGAUAGAGAGAUUAUUAUUAUUAUUAUUAUUAUUAUUAUAAGAGCUAUAAUAAUCCAAAAGGCGCAGCUGGACUCUGAAGUGCGCGCAUGACUUAAAGAGCACUAAGGCAGCUGAGUGAGGGGAAGUUGAGUGGGUUUCAGUGAAAGACAGAAGGAAAAACGUGCUUUUAGAGAGAGAGAGAGAGAAGUGAUGGCAGGGUGCUGUUUGUCCGCGGAGGAGAAGGAGCGCAGGAGGAUCAAUCAGGAGAUCGAUAAACAGCUCCGGCGCGAUAAAAGCGACUCCAGGAGAGAGCUGAAGCUCCUGCUGCUUGGCACAGGUGAGAGCGGGAAGAGUACCUUUAUUAAACAGAUGCGCAUCAUUCACGGUGCCGGCUACUCUGAGGAAGACAAGAAAACUUUCACGAAGCUAGUGUUCCAGAAUAUCAUCACAGCUAUGCAGUCCAUGAUCAGAGCUAUGGAGACGCUGUCAAUAUCGCUGGGCAGUCCUGAUAACCAGGCCAGUGCUGAUUUGCUGCUCGAAGUGGAUGUUGAUAAGAUGAUGGAGUUGGAGGAAAGCUAUGUGGAAGCCAUCCGCUGCCUGUGGAAGGACCCAGGCAUCACUGAAUGUUACGACCGACGCCGGGAAUACCAGCUGACUGAUUCUGCCAAAUAUUACCUGAGUGAUCUGGAUCGCAUUGCUACUCCGGGAUAUGUGCCCACCGAGCAAGACAUCCUGAGGGUACGAGUGCCCACCACUGGUAUCAUCGAGUACCCGUUCGACCUGGAUAACGUCAUCUUCAGGAUGGUGGACGUGGGAGGGCAGAGGUCCGAGCGCAGGAAGUGGAUCCAUUGCUUCGAGAACGUGACCUCCAUUAUCUUCCUAGUGGCUUUGAGCGAAUACGACCAAGUCCUUGUUGAGUGUGACAACGAGAACCGUAUGGAGGAGAGUAAAGCUCUGUUUAAGACCAUCAUCACGUACCCAUGGUUCCAGCAGUCUUCAGUCAUCCUUUUCCUCAAUAAAACAGACAUUCUGAACGAGAAGAUCGUCUAUUCCCACCUAGCCACUUACUUUCCAGAGUUCACAGGCCCCCAAGGUGACGCUAAAGCAGCGCAGGAGUUUAUUCUGAAGAUGUACCAGGAGCAGAACCCUGACAAAGACAAGACCGUGUACUCCCACUUCACGUGUGCCACCGACACCGAGAACAUCCGCCUGAUCUUCGCCGCAGUGAAGGACACCAUCCUGAGAAGCAAUCUGAAAGAUUUCAACCUAGUCUAAACCAGAUUUUGAGUCUCAAAGUCAGAACUAAGUCUUAACCUCUUCCUCUUUGACAGAACUUUUCUCUUGGCACAUUUUCUCUCGGUCUCUAUUCUGGAUGGCGAAACGAUCUUCCAGAAGUGUUUAGGGGAAGGAAUCGGGGACAGAACUGGGAUUGGAGAUUCAGGUUCACACUUCACCGUGGCCUUAUUCGGAGUCUGAAGAAGCGGUUGGUCUGUUUUUGGAUCUUCUUCUGAGGCUGUAAACACACUAAAUAGAUGAAAGUAAUUCAGAUGUAGCUACUGAUAAUUGAGCUGCUGAAUGUAGUGGUGAUUUUGGGAAAGGGCAUGAUGCUUAAGAUUUUCUGAAUAUCUAAAAUAAGGGCUGAUUUUCUGAAUGUUUAAAGAUAUUAAAAAUUGUUUGUCCUUGACUGUACAUGUAUAUAAAUACUUACGAAUGAGCAAAAUUACAGAAGUACAAAAAGUUUACGUUUGUAGCAAUAUGCAAAACACACAAACAACUGUAGGGAGAAAAUGUCUUCAACGUGCCUUAACUUAGUCGCACUUGCCUCAAGUCGAAUUGCGAAAGGUCAACUGUAUGCUAUUUAUUUUAGUUUAAAACAACAAAUGUACAUUUCUUUCAAAUAUAACUUGUAAGUUUUGGAAAGAUAAACCUUAUACUGUUUUCCUCCUCUCAUGAUCCAGCAUCAGUUGCUGUUAAGAACGCUUGAGAAUGUCUGAGAAAGUAAAACCAAUCUUUAGUACCUUUGACGACAUCUUUGACAAAAAGUAGUAAUGGCUUCCUGGUGUAUAAAAUGUGUAGUUAAUGUAUUUUGUG